This is a messenger RNA of Lentinula edodes (shiitake mushroom), 1167 nucleotides long. RefSeq lists its product as uncharacterized. The record is from RefSeq and is a predicted model, not a curated record. The transcript is spliced from 10 exons. Gene Ontology annotation, molecular function: Glc3Man9GlcNAc2 oligosaccharide glucosidase activity. Bases 1 to 1167 code for a protein of 388 amino acids. Gene Ontology annotation, cellular component: endoplasmic reticulum membrane. Gene Ontology annotation, biological process: oligosaccharide metabolic process; protein N-linked glycosylation. NCBI's taxonomy places the organism in Eukaryota, Fungi, Basidiomycota, Agaricomycetes, Agaricales, Omphalotaceae.
AUGGCAACAGGGACAGGACAGCUCGAUUUUGGCCCGCCGGCCAUCAAUAUUUCAAUGCCGACCAAGGACCCCAUCGUCUUGUGUUAUCACUGCCUGUUUGGUGUCACUGGACAUCAAGGCAAUUACGGCGAGGACAUUAAAGAGCUCUACUACUACCAUGACUCAACUCCUUCCCACUCGUACAUGAGAUUCCUUUACAAAUACCCUCAACGCCGCUACCUGUAUAAGGAACUGGUCACCAAGAACCAAAAUCGUAGUCGUGACAUUGCUGAGUAUGAGAUUCUUGACUCAGAUGCAUUUGAUGAAGAUAGGUACUGGGAUGUCUUCAUGGAGCCUCUGAUGCCUUCCUUGACUGCUCAUAAUCGCAGUGGCAUCGAUUACAUCACUGCCAAACAUCCAGACCAACCUAAAACCCACCUCUAUUGUCCUCCUUCUCUCCCACCGGUUGGUCCAGAUGGCAAUUUUGAUGUUGAUCCCGAGACAGAAACCGUUGAACCAGAAUUGCUAUUUACCGAGAACAACACCAACUUUAGUCGCCUGUACAGAGGGAGUGGUACCAUGAAGCCCGACGGUCAACUUCCCGCCUACAAGUGGAACUUUGGCGAUGUGAACCCACCUGUACACGCCUGGGCCACUUUCCGAGUCUUCAAAAUCGAACGAAAACUUUAUGAUCGCGAAGAUCUUGAAUUCUUGGAAAGAGUAUUUCAAAAGCUGUUAUUGAAUUUCACCUGGUGGGAAACUUGCGUCAAGCCAGAUGGUACCGCUUGGAUGGCUUUCUAUUGUUUAAACAUGCUUAAUAUUGCCCUUGAACUCGCUAAACACAACCACGUGUAUGAAGCUUUUUCAGCUGGUGAUAACGAAUCAAGUCUGUGGAACGAAGAAGACGGAAUGUACUACGAUGCGAUUUCAUUUGGUCCCGGCAACACCAUGCAGUUGCCUGUUCGCAGUCUCGUCGGCUUAAUUCCUCUAUAUGCGACAAUGGUCUUGGAGCCUUCGGUUCUGAAAUGCUUGCCCGGAUUCAAGAAACGUAUGGAAUGGUUCAUUGACAAUCGACCGGGGGUUCCGGACAGGAACAUCGCCAAUAUGAAAGUCGGAGGAAGGGAUCAGCGUCGAUUGUUGGUGCUGGCUAGCAAAGAACGUCUAGUCAGUCUUGCAGAAGAUGCUUGA